AUGUUCGAGUGCAUCGGCUCUGAUUCCGGUCCUGUCAAUUCCGUUUACGAGCGCCAUGCGUACAAGACCGCAAACCACACAUCUCUACUGGUACGACUUGGCUCGAAUUGGUCGUCAGCAUUUCUUUCCUACAAGUCGACAACGCCUGCCCUGAACGGCCUUUCCAUUGCAGACGUGGCGUUUCUAACGAUGCCCACCUCGACGACGGUUAAGUACUGCCGUCCACCUGGUCAUAAGCGCAAGCCUCAGUCGGAGAGCUGGAAAGUAGGGAUAAUGGUCAUUUCUCCUUUGGAAAUUUCGCCAUUGUCUAAUCCUGUUAACGAACUCGCCUCCAUACCAAGCUCAUUGGUCGAACAUCGAAUCUUUGCCAGUGGUCGCAGGCAGACCCCUCACAUCGAUCGUCUCAUCGAUUGCGCCCAGCUAUGUGGCUUUCAAUCAUUCGCCCCUCCAAAUGCUCGCGCAGUGUUCAGAGCUUUUCGGUUACCUCAUCCCGACGCUUUGUGUGUCGUGGCAUACACGCUCGUCGUCGCCACGGGCUGCCGCAACGUCACGCAUACGGAUGUACCCACCGCUUCAUUGGCUUUUUUUCUCCGGCCAAUAACGAACUACCAAGGGCAAGGCCCUAGGGUGAAAAACACCAUACUCAUCGGAGGGCAUUCGUCUCUUCUCGCGCGGACGCCGACUUCCAUGGAGGGUGGGGGGGCGUGGCUAUUGCGCAUAGGUCGGUCAUGCUUGGAUGCUUCGCAUGCGUCGGGUUUGCUUGGGUAA
Molecule: messenger RNA, 768 nt
Organism: Laccaria bicolor S238N-H82
Lineage: Eukaryota; Fungi; Basidiomycota; Agaricomycetes; Agaricales; Hydnangiaceae
Exons: 9
Coding region: 1-768 (255 amino acids)
Source: RefSeq, a predicted model, not a curated record